Molecule: messenger RNA, 1307 nt
Organism: Budorcas taxicolor (takin)
Lineage: Eukaryota; Metazoa; Chordata; Mammalia; Artiodactyla; Bovidae
Gene: DOC2A
Product: double C2 domain alpha
Exons: 11
Coding region: 102-1307 (401 amino acids)
Cellular component (GO): membrane
Source: RefSeq, a predicted model, not a curated record
GGGGAACACCGGGCUAUUCUCGCUGAGGGUUCCUGGUGGCGCAGGUUGUCCGUGUGUUUGCAAGCGUGUGUCUGCUAAGUUCUCCGGGCUAGGGGUGCUUCAUGAGGGGCCGCAGGGGCGACCGCAUGGCCAUCAACAUCCAGGAGCACAUGGCCAUCAACGUGUGCCCGGGGCCCAUCCGGCCCAUCCGCCAGAUCUCCGACUACUUCCCCCGCCGGGGACCUGGCCUCGAAGUGGGUGGCGGGGGCUUCGGAGAGGCCCCUGCUCAUCUGGCCCCCCUGGCCCUGGCCCCACCGGCGGCCCUCCUUGGGGCCACCACGCCUGAGGAGGGAGCCGAGGUGGACAGCUACGACUCAGAUGAUACCACUGCCCUGGGCACCCUGGAGUUUGACCUUCUCUACGACCAGGCUUCCUGCACUCUGCACUGUAGUAUCCUCAGGGCUAAGGGCCUCAAGCCCAUGGAUUUCAAUGGCCUGGCCGACCCCUAUGUCAAGCUGCACCUGCUGCCUGGAGCCUGCAAGGCCAAUAAACUAAAAACUAAGACUCAGAGGAACACGCUGAAUCCCGUGUGGAACGAGGACCUGACGUAUAGCGGGAUCACGGUUGAUGACAUCACGCACAAGGUGCUCAGGAUCUCUGUCUGUGAUGAAGACAAGCUGAGCCACAACGAGUUCAUCGGGGAGAUCCGAGUACCCCUCCGCCGCCUCAAGCCUUCACAGAAGAAGCAUUUUAACAUCUGCCUGGAGCGCCAGGUUCCGCUGGCCUCACCCUCUUCCAUGUCUGCGGCGCUGAGGGGCAUCUCCUGUUACCUGAAGGAGCUGGAGCAGGUGGAGCAGGGGCCCGGGCUGCUGGAAGAGCGUGGGCGCAUCCUGCUGAGCCUCAGCUACAGCUCUCGGCGCCACGGGCUGCUGGUGGGCAUCGUGCGCUGCGCCCACCUGGCUGCCAUGGACGUCAAUGGCUACUCCGACCCCUAUGUCAAGACGUACCUGAGGCCAGAUGUGGAUAAGAAAUCCAAGCAUAAAACAUGCGUGAAGAAGAAGACUCUCAACCCGGAAUUUAAUGAGGAGUUCUUCUACGACAUGGAGCUCUCCACUCUGGCCACCAAGACCCUGGAAGUCACAGUCUGGGACUAUGACAUCGGCAAAUCCAACGACUUCAUCGGUGGCGUGUCCCUGGGGCCAGGCGCCCGGGGAGAGGCCCGGAAGCACUGGAGCGACUGUCUGCAGCAGCCGGACACAGCCCUGGAGCGCUGGCACACUUUGACCAGCCAGCUGCCCCCUGCGGCCGGGGCUCUGCCCUCAGCCUGA